GUUUCGUUACGAGUUCGCUGCAAAAAGAGGGAAAUUAACAUUUUUGCACCUUUCCGGGACCGAUAAGAACGACUACGAAUCAUUUGCAUCGCAAGCCGUCGUCAAUCAACCCUAGAGAGUACAGAAACCUGUGGACGCGAUCCGGGAGUCCCGAAAGGAAUCCGCGCUGAUUACCGGAUAACCCUCUUAGCUACCAAAGGGAACAAACGGAUUGUACGUAAUCGGUCCAUUUCACAUCCGGAACAUCCGUAACCGUGCAGAAGUAAUAGAAAUGAAACUGUUUUCAACAUCCGUGCUUUGGUAAAUCCUCACUCAAGAAGAAAAAAUAGAAGGUGUUCUGUUCCUUGGUCGCGAAAAUGUAUGACCUAAAGGUAGCCAUCUGGCUGCUACGGCGGUUUCGGGUUAGUUCCGCCAAUUUUGUGCCACCCCAGCGGUGCUUGGCUACCGCACACUCUGCGGAAAACGGUAACCAACACACGGAUCAACCAGCAACGACCAGCGGCAAAGAGAAACUCAUCAAAGUGGCCAUGAUUGGGAUGCCGAAUGCGGGCAAAAGUACACUCAUCAACCGGCUGAUCGAUCAACGGGUUUGUCCAGUUUCAGCGAAAGUACAUACAACCCGGAGGGCAUCGAAAGCGAUUCACAGCCGCUCGAACUCGCAAGCCAUACUCUUCGAUACGCCCGGUCUCGUUGGCAACCGGGAAAUCAAGAAACAUCAGCUCGAUGCCCAGUUCGUGUCCGCUUGCCGGCACGCGAUCCAACACUCCAGCUUGAUCGGGGUGGUGCACGAUGUUUCAAACUCGUGGACCCGCCACGCGCUCAAUCCGGUGCUGUUGCGUGUGCUGGAAGAAUACUCCCAUCUGCCCAGUUUUCUCAUCCUGAACAAAAUCGAUACGCUGAAAUCGAAACGAAUUCUGCUGGACAUCGUGAAGAACCUUACCUGCAAUCGGGUGGAAAGCAUUCGUGACUAUGUGCCAGUGAGGCGGCGCAAUAAGCUGGCACCACAGCUGGCAGGACAGCAGGAGAAGCAGGUGCAGGAGGAACCAUCAACGGAUGCACCGGUACAGCAGGCCGAGGGGUGGCCACAUUUUACGGAGAUAUUUAUGGUCUCGGCGAUGACGGGCGAUGGGCUGCGUGAUGUGAUGACGUUCGUGCACGGGAACGCAAAACCGCAAGCCUGGGAACAUAUGGCCGAUGAGCACACGGAUCAAUCACCGGAACAGCUGAUCGUGCAGAGUGUCCGUGCACGUUUGCUGGACUUUAUGCCACAGGAGAUACCGUACCUGCUGCAGACCGAGCUCGAGUUCUACGAGGUCGUCGGUGGUCGAGUGCUGACCAGCGUUGUGGUGACCUGUCCCAGCGAGCGGAUCGCGCGGUUGGUGUGCGGUGAGUCGAAUGGAAAGCUGCGCCAAAUCAACGAACAGGUAACGUCGGAUCUGAUCGAAACGUUCGGCAUGCCGGUGCUGUUGACCAUCACGACGCAGGUGCGCAGCAAGGAACCAAAGGCGUAAAGAGAGGGAGGUAGUUUUGCGGUUAAUUAGCGUGGAUGUCGAACGAGAAAAUGCAAUAAACAUGUAGUGCAGAUGAUAA
Molecule: messenger RNA, 1590 nt
Organism: Anopheles aquasalis
Lineage: Eukaryota; Metazoa; Arthropoda; Insecta; Diptera; Culicidae
Product: GTPase Era, mitochondrial
Biological process (GO): ribosomal small subunit assembly
Cellular component (GO): mitochondrial matrix
Molecular function (GO): rRNA binding; GTP binding; ribosomal small subunit binding
Source: RefSeq, a predicted model, not a curated record